Eremothecium gossypii ATCC 10895 is the source of this 630-nucleotide messenger RNA. It is a transcript of the gene PGA1, whose product is annotated as Pga1p. The record is from RefSeq and is marked provisional. Lineage: Eukaryota; Fungi; Ascomycota; Saccharomycetes; Saccharomycetales; Saccharomycetaceae. Gene Ontology annotation, molecular function: mannosyltransferase activity. Bases 1 to 630 code for a protein of 209 amino acids. Gene Ontology annotation, cellular component: endoplasmic reticulum membrane; mannosyltransferase complex. The transcript has a single exon. Gene Ontology annotation, biological process: GPI anchor biosynthetic process.
AUGGCAGCAGCGGGACACCCCUCCAAGAUGCGCAGGAGCCAGGCCGGGAGUAGCUAUGUAUGGUGGCGCUAUGCCAUCGCGCUGGUUGCGCUAUGCCGGGUGUGCUUGGCAAAUACAGAGACGUUCAACAUAUACAUCCCGGGGGACUUCCCGGUCUCGACCGUAGGCGCGCAGCAGGACGGCGGCAUUGAAAGUGGGCUGCCGCGGAUGGUGCUCCACAACAUCAACUACAAGAUGCAGCGGUUCGAUGUUGUGCCGGGGGAGAUGUUCUACGUGCAGGUGGACGAGCUGCGGCAAAACGAAAACUACCAGGUGCGCAUCAGCUGGACGGCGGCAGACGGCGUGGGCGUGGCGGACAUGGGCCACGUGGUGGUGCCGCACGGGGCGGCGUUCCGCGGGACGGUGGACGAGCGGGCGCGCGUAGCGGUACACUUCCGGGUGGAGGCGGAGGCGUACCCAGCGCUGGCGGCUGCGCGGGUGCCGGUGAACGUGGCGGUGGUCAACAUCAAGAUGGGGAUCCCGGUGGACCUGUACUCGAUCGCGCUGUACGUGCUGGCGGUGGUGGGGGCGGCUGCGUACGUCGUCUGCCGCUGGGACCCGUAUCGGGCGCUGAAGGCGGAGGUGUUAUAA